AUGCCAAAGGAAGGCACAGAAGAAGACAUGUCCCUCUCCACCAAGCCCCUAAAAUCCUUCCUCAUCCAGGACAUACUGUCAGAUUUGGGAUGCAAGAGUAAAGGCAGGGAUUUGGUGGUCCAAAUGGGCAACCAGGACACUGCUUCAUCCCAAGAAAAAAUGAAGGAGGAACUUGAGUCCCAGAAGAUGACCAGUUCCAGAGGAGAGAGAUCAGACCCCAACCUCCUGGAGAUCAAACACAGAGAAGAACAUCUGGAAACAGAACAGCAGGUCCUGGAAACAUCUCCACAAGUCCCUGCUGAUGGGGAAAGUCCAACAAAACUCCAACAGAAAAGGUCCAGAGCUGCUUUCUCCCACUCCCAGGUCAUAGAGCUGGAGAGAAAAUUCUCCAACCAAAAGUAUUUGUCAGCUCCAGAGAGAGCCCAGUUGGCAAAGAGCUUGAAACUUACCGAGACUCAAGUGAAGAUCUGGUUUCAGAACAGAAGGUACAAAACUAAGAGGAAACAACUGGCUUCAGAUGGGGAGGACAUGGAGAAGACACCUCCACUCCCUGUGCUCUGCAGGGAUGUAGACAUGAGCAGAGCCUCUCUGCUCAACCUCUACCAGAACUACCACUACUACCCCUACCUGUACUACCUGGCAGGGUGGCAUUCGCCCCUCUGGUAAACCUACCAAGCUGUGGGACUGUGAGAUUAUAAUAUAUGUAUAUAAAUAUAUUUUUCUAAUAUGUAAUAAUUUUGAGAAAUAUGUAAAAACCAGGGAAUACAGGUUGGACAUUUUAUCAGGUUUGUCGGUAGCUGGUAGCUGGGUGCUUCUUUCACCAGUGGCUGUUUUUGGCAAAUAAAAGGGAAAGAAAUAUAUAUAUUUAUUAUUUUAGCAGGUUCCAGGAAGAGUUAAACAGUCUGGGUUAAUCCAAGUGUUUUACUGAGGAUGAUGGGAGUUGGUGAACAAUAAUAGUGACAAGUGGGUGGAAAAUGUUGGUGAUCAGAGUAUGUGUGAUGUCAU
Messenger RNA from Spea bombifrons (plains spadefoot toad), 1005 nucleotides. It is a transcript of the gene NKX3-1, whose product is annotated as NK3 homeobox 1. Gene Ontology annotation, molecular function: DNA-binding transcription factor activity, RNA polymerase II-specific; RNA polymerase II cis-regulatory region sequence-specific DNA binding. Bases 1 to 666 code for a protein of 221 amino acids. Lineage: Eukaryota; Metazoa; Chordata; Amphibia; Anura; Pelobatidae. Gene Ontology annotation, biological process: cell differentiation; regulation of transcription by RNA polymerase II. The record is from RefSeq and is a predicted model, not a curated record. The transcript has 2 exons. Gene Ontology annotation, cellular component: nucleus.